GCCCUCAGCGUCAGAGUCGAGACUUGCCUGGUGGACACAGAGCACAGAGUCGCAUCUUCAUCACCAGCAGAGCCAACAGCAUCAGCAACAGCAUCAGACUUAAGGCGGAUGUGUCUUGUGCAUUGACGUGUGUCUGUGAUCCUCCUCCUUCCACUUCUCCUUGGAGUGGCCCGGUGUGGAUGUGGUGAUUGAGUGCAAGGCUUUCGCGCUGCCCUGCCCGGACCAGCCGGACGACAACCUGUGUGCCGCGUGAGAAUUGUGUGAGAGCCCACCAGCGAUCGAUGCGCUGAUUGAGUUGCGAUCGCGUGUCCCAGUGUCAUCAAGUGUGCCAGUGCGUGAGGUGGAACUCGAACAUACCAUCGCUCGUCGUCAUCGCUGGAAUCGGUGACACAACAUCCGGAGCCUAUUUGCACAUCUGGCCAAGGUGCACAGCGGACAUCGAUUGAAACAUUAUUAGUUCCUGAGUGGCCGAGACAUCGCUACAGACUGAUUACCAUCACGAUGACGCACAAAUGCCAGUUGCUCGCCCUGUUGUGGCUCGUGUCGACCGUCGCGGCCAUUCCGAUGCGUCCCAGCCAACUAGUGUCCGCGAUGCAGAACGUGCAGCGACAGUACGAAGGACGCCAGGCGACCAAGGAUGAGGCCGGUUUGCUGCAGGAAUUGACAGAAGAUGCACCCCAGACUGGUGAAAAGGAAGAAACCGUCGCCAGCGGAGACACGGAGCAAACGGCGGUUCCUGCGGCCAAACCGGUACCGAUUUCCAGUGCCCGGAAACAGAAGAUGCUCGGUUACUACGGACUGUACGCUCCGUCGAUCCCAGCAGCUUACGGAGCUCCCUAUGGUUACCCGUUGUACCAGUCGAUGUUGGACUACUACGAUGACUACGCGAUGCCCGUCGAUAACUAUCCCAGCUUAAAUAUGCUGGCCAACAUGCAAAGCUAUCCACCGAACAUGUACGCCAACAUGCCGAGCAGCGUGGCAGCAGCAUACCAACAGCCGAUGGCCGGUGCCAGUCCCCUAGCGCCCAGCUUGCAGCAGCAGCUCAACAAUCUUCUUCAGCAACAGGCACAACAGCAGCAACAACAACAGCAGCAACAACAACAACAAUCACAGCAACAGCAACAAGCGACGAACCCUCAACUGGCCGGCUUGACUAAUCUCGAUGCGAAUGCGGCCUCACUCGGUAGUUUCCAGAGUUUGGCGGCCAGCUUCGCAGCCGGUAACGACCACUACCAGGGUCUAGAGGAUGAGGACAUUCUAUCACGACACAGCCAAGCGACGAGAAGACGUCCGGGGCAGGUGAAAAAUUCGCCAAUCUACUACAUCCGGUUGCCACCGACACCGUACAUGUUUGUGCCGGGCGUUGGUUACAUCUCCCAGCCUCCAACCAUCCAACCGAUGGCCGCACCGAUCCCACAGUACCAGCAACUCGCACCUCCCGUCACGAUGAGCCCGUUCUACCAGCUGCCCAUCAACUUCGUCUCGAACGGCAAACCGUCCGGUAUCUACCAGUGGAACGGAGGUCCAGCGGCGGCCCCAGCACCGGCACCACCUCAGUUCGCUCUGCCCUACCCGAGACCACAGCGACCGGCGUACGUACCACAGGCCGGUUUCAUCCAGGACUCGAAGAUCACGCACCUGAAGGGUCCGUUCCUGUUCAACGGUCGGCCUGAGGAGAUCUUCCUGCUGCAGAACGCCUACAAUCCGCUGUUCCAGAGUCCACUCGCUGGUUACUACUAGGACCGAACGCGAUGACGAUGAUGUUGUUUACCUGAAUUGGAACCAUGAUUUGGGGCCGGAGCUGGUGUCGACAGAGGGACAUCAUAAAGCGGCAUUAUUGCAAUCACCGGAAGAAGGAUUAAACUGAUAACGCACCACCUAGAAUACACACUGACACAAACACAAAAUUCAAAUAGCUGGCCAGCCAGUCGACUGUUCAGUACUGACCAUCUUCGUAUUAGGUUAGAAAUUUGCGUUUAGAUAGGAAGCUAGGGAAAAAG
Messenger RNA from Anopheles aquasalis, 2000 nucleotides. RefSeq names its product transcription factor SPT20 homolog. NCBI's taxonomy places the organism in Eukaryota, Metazoa, Arthropoda, Insecta, Diptera, Culicidae. The record is from RefSeq and is a predicted model, not a curated record.